Molecule: messenger RNA, 1170 nt
Organism: Selaginella moellendorffii
Lineage: Eukaryota; Viridiplantae; Streptophyta; Lycopodiopsida; Selaginellales; Selaginellaceae
Exons: 3
Coding region: 1-1170 (389 amino acids)
Molecular function (GO): nucleic acid binding
Source: RefSeq, a predicted model, not a curated record
AUGGCGUCGUCCUACUUGCGCCUAGCAGUUCACAGGGUAGCGCAACACUACUACCUUAUAACUUCGGUGAUUGACAGCAACGUGGAAGGAUGCAGGAUCAUAGUCCGGAAGAGUGGGGAGAAUAAGUUUCCCUCGAUCAGGCUCGCGGACAUUCCUGUUGCCGCGGAUGGUGGCAGCAACUCCAACACCAAGUUUGUGAUCAAGCAGAGACCACAGGCUAGUUUUAUAUCCGGUGGAGAUAGCAGCGGGGCUGCUAGUGGAUCCGGAAGCAAUGCCUCCAAGAGUAUGGAGGAACGGAACGAGGAGUAUAACAAGGCCCGAGCCAGGAUUUUUCGGCAUGAGCAGGAACAGAGAGCUUAUGACGAGCUGCUGGAAGUAGAGAAGAGGAAAACUGCAAAGGUGAUAGAAGUAAGAGAGAGCGCUUCAACCCCCGAGCAGGGAAGGCAGCGGAUGAACGCCGGAUCUGGCAGUAAUAGCUGCAGCAGCAGCAGCAGCAGCAGCGGUGGCAGCGGCAGCAAAGCAGACAAAGAUCAAUCCAGCAAGUCGAGGCAAAAGGUUGCUAUAUUCCGUGACCGAGAGAAAGAUCGCAAAGAUCCCGAUUACGAUCGGAACUAUGACAGGUAUAAGUUCUUAGCCGAGGUUACAACCUUCGUUGAUGCCUUUCUUUGCAUUUGCAGGUAUUCACAGCGGUUUGAUCCAGGUUUUGGACUAAACCAGCCACCAGCCUUUGGUAUGCAAGCUCGGUAUACUCCUGUUGUGAAUUAUAACACAGAGUUUCCCCAGCUUGGCUGUCCUCCUGUAAGGCAAAUGCCACCGCAAGUAACCAGUCAAUCGGGCUGGAGGCACGCAUACCAACAACACCAGGAUAUGAUGCGAGCCCCGGCACCGUUUAAUCCUCCGCCACCGCGGGUGUCUCCACACACCAACAUGGCGACUUAUAUGUCGCAGUACCCAUAUCCUCGGCCUUCUAUGGCCUAUCACUACUCUUCGCAAGUUUCUCAGUGCGCUGCAACUCUCACGGUGUUCGUGGUGACUCCACAGAAGCCACAAGCCAAAACUUGCGAGGCCGCUGCAAGCAAUCAAGCGAGCAAGCAAGGCAUCACGCAAUCUUUCGAAAUGGAUAUGUAUGAAGCUUGUGAAAUUCCCUGGAAAGCCACCCAACCCAGUUAG